Messenger RNA from Gastrolobium bilobum, 1179 nucleotides. RefSeq names its product GDSL esterase/lipase At1g29670-like. Gene Ontology annotation, molecular function: hydrolase activity, acting on ester bonds. The coding region runs from base 43 to 1179 and encodes 378 amino acids. The transcript is spliced from 5 exons. The record is from RefSeq and is a predicted model, not a curated record. Lineage: Eukaryota; Viridiplantae; Streptophyta; Magnoliopsida; Fabales; Fabaceae.
AUAACCCAACCUCUUUUGCCUCAUUAGUUUCUCUGCCUAGAAAUGACUUGUGAGACCAAGACAUGGUUGGUUAUUCCUCUUCUUUUCUUGGCUGCAAACUACAUGCAAUAUUGUGUCCAAGGAGAACCCCAAGUGCCAUGCCUUUUUAUAUUUGGUGACUCUCUGUCUGAUAGUGGAAACAACAAUAACCUUCCAACUUCUGCAAAAUCUAAUUACAAUCCAUAUGGGAUCGAUUUCCCAAUAGGCCCAACGGGAAGAUUUACCAAUGGCCGAACUACAAUUGACAUAAUUACUCAAUUUCUAGGAUUUGAGAAGUUCAUCCCACCCUUUGCAAACACUAGUGGUUCGGACAUACUCAAAGGUGUGAACUAUGCAUCUGGUGCAGCUGGAAUUCGUGCCGAGUCCGGGGCGAAUCUGGGUGCUGAGAUCAGCUUGGGUUUACAGUUAAGAAAUCACAGAGUCAUAGUUUCUCAAAUUGCAACCAGACUUGGAAGUCCAGACAAAGCUGAAGAAUACCUUCACAAGUGCUUGUAUUAUGUAAACAUAGGCAGCAAUGAUUACAUAAACAAUUAUUUCCUUCCCCAGUUCUACCCAACAAGCAGCAUUUAUACCCCUGAGCAGUAUGCAGAAGCUCUGAUUGAAGAGUUAUCUCUGGAUUUACUGGCUCUACACAAUGCUGGCGCAAGAAAGUAUGUGUUGGUUGGGUUGGGCUUUAUAGGUUGCACUCUAAAUGAAAUCUAUACUCAUGGGACAAAUGGAUCAUGUGUUGCAGAGGAGAAUGCUGCUGCAUUCCUUUUUAAUGACAAGCUUAAAUCUCUGGUGGAUAUUUUCAAUAACAAGUUCUCUGCUAAUUCCAAAUUCAUCUUUAUAAACAGUACAUCCCAGGCCACUGAGAAUUCAAUUGGCUUUUCAGUUACAAAUGCUGCUUGCUGUUCAUCGGGGUUGCAUGGAGAGUGUAUUCCUGAUCAAAGGCCAUGCUAUAAUAGGAGUGAGUACUUGUUUUGGGAUGAAUUUCAUCCCACUGACGCUUUCAACCUACUCACAGCAAUAACAUCUUAUGAUACUUCUAAUCCAUCCUUCACUUAUCCAAUGGAUAUCAAGCACCUUGUUGACCAAGAAAUUAACAUGGAAUUUGAGAUCAUAAAUGAGUUCACAGCACAUCUUAGUGCAUCUCAAUGA